Messenger RNA from Aureobasidium subglaciale EXF-2481, 3303 nucleotides. RefSeq lists its product as uncharacterized. Gene Ontology annotation, molecular function: zinc ion binding; DNA-binding transcription factor activity, RNA polymerase II-specific; acetyltransferase activity. Gene Ontology annotation, biological process: positive regulation of transcription from RNA polymerase II promoter by galactose; DNA-templated transcription. NCBI's taxonomy places the organism in Eukaryota, Fungi, Ascomycota, Dothideomycetes, Dothideales, Saccotheciaceae. The record is from RefSeq and is a predicted model, not a curated record. Bases 109 to 3303 code for a protein of 1064 amino acids. Gene Ontology annotation, cellular component: nucleus. The transcript is spliced from 5 exons.
CGAUGUUGUAUCACGCAAUGUGCAUCAUCAGAUCGGCCUCAUCUCCCCUCCUUUCCCCAUCAUCAAUAGAUCCGUGUUUUUUUUACGCUACGCGCGUUCUGGUAAAGGAUGUCGGCGCAGGGCUCAGGUGAUGCUGCGGAACAAGGCGGCCAGGAGUCGGCACCUUCCGCCAACAAGCGGCGGCGUAUUGGGCUUGCGUGUAACGCUUGUCGAAUGCGCAAGUCCAGAUGCGAUGGGCAUAGGCCUUCGUGCUCGUCAUGUGUGUCGCUUGACUUCGAGUGCCAGUAUGAGUCGAGUGAGUCAGCAACCAAUGUCGUUGUGCGCAAAGAUUACAUGACCGGUCUAGACCAGCGCAUGGUCAAUCUAGAGCGCACAGUUCAGCGGCUCAAUGAUGUGCUCAAAGGUCAUCUCUCGCCAUGUGUCGACAACAGAGCUUCAAGCUCUGCCAGACCGCCUCCCAAUUCGUUCCCAUCAUCUCAAUCUGAUCCGGAUCAAGGCCAAACGCAUGUGACAGGACUGGAAGAACCGCAAGACGAGGAUGCAGUCCAAGAAAAUGGUAUGGCCAUGGUAUUUGUCGAAGAGCAUACUUCGGCAUUCUUUGGCGAAUCGUCGAACAUCAACUUCACACAGCUUCUCCUACGAGCUAUAGCCACUGUUCGCCAUCCCACUACAGAUAUCCCUAGUAUCAUAGAAAACCUCGGCUCUGCGGAUGAAGGUAAUGUUGCGAGCGUAUAUGGCCAACCUCACAACGGCUCAAUAGCUUCGGCUACACAGGACGUGUCGAUAACUUCUCUUCCGACGACUGCAGAGAUGAACGACCUGCUAGAUAUUUAUUUCAACACUUCAGGCGUGGUUUUCGAUUUCAUACAUGAAGAGACGACACGAAAGACACUCGCAGAGUGUUCAAACAAUGGGUUCACCAAGGCUCGGAGGACCUGGCUCGGAACUUUGAAUAUGAUCUUCGCCAUGGCAUGUAUGCUUGAUCGCGAUAAUUUACCAUCUGCAAAGAAACGAUUCGAAAAGUCCGAAGUCUUUUACCGACGAGCUAUCGGACUUUGUGGUGAGCUUUCAAAACACGUUAUCAGCUUGGAAAUCGUGCACUACCUUCUUCUGGUUGUCCUUUUCUGCCAAGGAACUCAGCGCUCGGUGCAAGCUUGGAAUAACCAUGGCUUGCUGAUUCGCUCGGCCAUGGCGCUGGGUCUCCAUAGCACUGUGGCCGGGAAAAAUCUAGACCCAAUACAAGAGGAGUACCGCCGCCGCACAUGGGUGGUUAUAUACUGCAUGGAUAAGGUCUUGAGCGUUGCGUUUGGUCGACCGGCCGGUAUUGCAGAUGAGCAGGCCGUCAACCGGCAACCCUCAUCCAGGCUGUUUCGCACUACAGGCAUGGCGAACAAUGAGCUUGAUGUCGCAGGUGACUUUUUAGCCGUGUCAUUUGAGCUGUAUCAGGUCAUGAGCAAGUCAUUGGUCAAGCAGUACGCGACGAAUGCGGAAUACAAGGAAAGUGAUCCCAACGAUUUACUCGCUCUUCAGGCAUCCGUGGAAUUUUGUAAGACGCUUCGAAUAUGGAGUGCAGGUUUACCACCGUACCUUGGCCUUUGCGAUCCUCAGUCAGACAUCCUCGGCGAGAAUACGCGAGUGAAUCGACUCCGAGUCAUACUUACAAUGCGUUAUCACAAUCUCAGUAUCCUCGUCCAUCGACCAUUGCUCAGUGCGACGAUUAAUCACUUGUUUCAGAAAGAUCGAGGAGCGCUCGAUGAGGCGCCAUACUUCAUACAGCUGGCUAUGGCUGAGGCACACGAGUGUAUACGAUCAGCCGAAAGCACUAUCGAUAUUGUGUAUGCGGUCAUCACAGCUGACCCGACAAGCAAGAAUAAUCUCGGUGUGUGGUACUUCACACUCUAUUAUGUCUUUACAGCUUCACUGGUUAUUAGUGCUCGACUCUUGUGGGCACAACAUGAGGGGAUCCCUCCAGACUUGACGGCAAUCAACCACGCAAAGAAACUGCUGAAGAAAGCGGAGACGAUUUUCCAACACCUGGAUUACGAGAACAGUCUCGUCCUCAGCUGUUGGAAGUACAUUCAUCAACUCUCGCUCAUGUGCAAUUUCCGUGACAACGCCUCCAAUCCUGCUUCUGUAACAGAUCCAUUCGUGACCAUGCCACUCGACGCCGAUGACCUUGAAGUAUACCAACUAUUCGCAUCUGAGAUGUUCGACCCUUCGAUUUUCGAACACAGCUCAUGUGGCACUGCUUCUUGGGAAGGUAUGAUCUUGAAAAUGUCUGACCCAACUCUUCCCACUUCACUCACGCAGCUGCCAAAUGAUGUGGACCGACGCCAUUACAGCAGCGACGAGCUACGCAAAUACUUUACACGCAUCAACCUUUCUCGAAAAUACUUUGAUUCGCCUGUCCUCACAGAUGCUAGUCUUGCGAGAACAAAAGAGCAUGGACUUCCUUUGCUAGAAGCGCUAUGUCGCCAUCACACUUGCAAUGUGCCUUUCGAAAACCUCAUUCUCCACUACUCGGCCAGUAAGAAAGUCACACUCGAGCUUUCUGAACUAUACACUUGGUUUGUCGAGAAGAGACGUGGCGGGCGUUGUAUGGAAAACAACAGCUUUUUCGCAACUGUCCUUCGCUCGCUCGGCUAUCAUGUCCGCAAUUGCGGUGGACGUGUGUCUCGAGCCAUGAGUCCAUUCCCCGAGGUCCGGAAAACUCAGGCUGCGACUUACGAUGGCAUAAACCAUAUGCUCAAUCUCGUCCGCUUCGAAGACGAGUGGUACGUCGUAGACGUCGGCAUGGGUGCCAUGGGCCCAAAUAUGCCUUAUCCUCUCCGCGACGGCUUCGAAACCACCAGUAUCACACCGCGAGUAAUCAGACUACAACAUCGCCCCAUCACUGAAUCCUACGGAGAUAUUGACGCGCCAAAGAUGUGGUGCUAUGACAUCUGCUACGACCCCGGUCAUGGAGAGGAAAAUAAAUGGAUCCCGACGUAUUGUUUUACCGAGAUGGAGUUUUUGCCCCAGGACUAUGAAGUCAUGUCUUGGUUCACGUCUACACAUGGCAAUUCGUUCUUUACUCGCUAUGUCACAGCUACAAAGAUGAUUAUGGAUGCUGAGGAGGAGAAGAUUGUGGGGAGUGUUACACUAUUCGUUGAUACUAUCAGGGAGAGCAUUGGGAGCGAGCGAAAAGUCAUCAAGGAGUGCAAGACAGAAGAGGAGCGCAUAACGUCGCUGAGCGAGAUAUAUGGCAUCAACUUGACGCAAGAAGACCGUGAUGGUCUCAAGGCCGAGCUUAGAUUGGCCUGA